This is a messenger RNA of Coccidioides immitis RS, 812 nucleotides long. RefSeq lists its product as uncharacterized. The record is from RefSeq and is a predicted model, not a curated record. The transcript has 3 exons. NCBI's taxonomy places the organism in Eukaryota, Fungi, Ascomycota, Eurotiomycetes, Onygenales, Onygenaceae. The coding region runs from base 589 to 768 and encodes 59 amino acids.
CGGAGGAGUGAUGGUUAGUUAGUCGAUAUAUCGGUUGCUCCAUGGUUGACCGGCCUUCCUUCGAAUGUCCAACACACCUUCUCAGCGCUAAACGGCGGUCUUUGCAAGCAUAAUGGCUUCUGGUGUAACAAGAAUGAGUCCAUUGCCGCCCUACCAACUGGGUCCCGACCAUCUGCUAGAUACCUUGCCCCAGAUCUCAUGCGGCGUAGCUGGUUGAUUGGGGAUAGAAGUCCCUGAUCUUAGCGCCAACAGACGUGAUAACAACGCGGUGUGCCCGGGAGGACCAGAGCCCCUUUCUCGAAGAUAUCGAGCGCAUCUGAGAGUUUAACGGUGGUUUUCUUCUUUGAAGCAUGGCUAGAGGACGAGAAUAUCUCUUCUUUUUCUUGCGCUAGUCUGCAUCAGACCUCGCAAGUACACCCAAGAAUUGUAUCUGAGCUGUUGCCAUAUGAGCAAUCCUGUCUGCUCCCAGGGUCCCUAGCGUCACGAGUAUUCCCCUAAAUCGAUGUGCAGGAUCAAUACCUCCAGCGAAGAUCCCGUUUGCUUCUCAGAUGCAUUGCGCAGACACCUACCCUGCGUGUGAGGCUGCGUAUGAUGGUCAAAACAUCGAUGGCAACUGCUCCGUACGUUCCGAAGAAACUUUCGAUGCUCCCGAUUCUGGCUUUUCGAGUGAGGUCGAGCAGCUGGUCGGGUGGUAUGACCACUUUGAUGAACCCGUACUAUGAUCUCGGUUCCCGCGAUUACUCUCGAAUCCUAGUUCUGGAAAGUUAGCCAAAGACAUUGAGCAGAUGAGAACACGACUAUCGUCACGUAAA